AUGAAUCGUCAUAAGAAAUUCUAUAGUGCUCUUGAUGAUGAUAUUGAAGAAGAAGAAUAUUACGAUGACUACUACGAUGAGGAAGAAGAGAAUGAAUACUACGAGGAGGAUGAACUGCAGUACAUUGUGAAGCCCGGUGCUCACCCACCACCACCACCACCACCGGAAGAACAACAACAACAACAAAAAGGUCAAGAGAAACAGCAGCAACAGCAGCAUAUUUCUAUAAAACCCGAUAUCUCAUCAACUAAUGGGAGUAUAUUGAAAACAAAUGAUAUUGACUAUUGUUUGUUAACGCAAUUACUUCCAGAAUUAAAUAAUAAAUGGAAUGAACUUAUUACAGAUAAGAAAAUUGGAAUAGAGCUCAGUCAAAAUUCUGCUAUUGAGGCUCUUCGUGAAUCUGAGUAUGAUGUUGAGGGAGCUGCGAUAAUGCUACUAAAAAAAAUGAAUGAAAAUGAUAAAUCAUUUUCUCUUUCAACAACACCACAGCCUGUAGUGAAGCCUGUAGAAGUAACUCCUCCUGCACUAGUGGAUGGAAAAACAUCUGAUGUUGUUUUGAAGAGUGGAGGGCGUACACUGAAAUUAGGACAAAUGAAUAAAAAUGCAGAGAAUGCAAAAACAACGUCAGUGAAUAAUAAUCUUAAGGCAGUGGAAGUGUCAAAUUCUGGAAAUAACAAUAAAACGGAUGGACCUUCAAAAUCAUUAAAGAAAAAUAAUUCUAUUCAAGAGAUUAUGCCAGAUAUGACUAAAAAAGAUUGUACCUUUGUUAUUGCAGGUCAUGUAGACGCUGGAAAAAGUACAACUCUUGGUCAUCUUUUAUUAUUAUUAGGAAAAGUUUCUCAGGCAGAUGUUGAUAAGAAUGAGAAAAAUGCUAAAAUCUUAAAUAAAGAAUCAUUUAAAUAUGCAUGGUUAUUAGAUCAAUCAGAAGAAGAACGAAGACGUGGUGUUACUAUUGAUUCUGGAUCCUAUUGUUUUGAAACAGAACAUAGACGUAUUCAUAUUCUCGAUGCUCCAGGUCAUAAAGAUUAUGUUGUUAAUAUGAUAAGUAGUGCCACUCAAGCGGAUGCUGCACUUCUUGUAGUCACAGCUGCUACAUCAGAAUUUGAAGUUGGACUUGCGCAUGGUACAAGAGAUCAUCUUCUUGUUCUAAAAACACUAGGUGUUGGUCAUUUAGUUGUAGCUAUUAAUAAAAUGGAUGCGGUUGAUUUUAGUCAAGAAAGAUAUAAUUAUGUUGUACAAGAGUUAGGGUUUUUAAUAAAGCACAUGCGGUAUAAAGAGGAUGCUGUUGUGGGUUUUUGUCCAGUAAGUGGUAUUCUGGGAACGAAUAUUUGUGAAAUAGAUCAUACUGCAACCCCAUGGUAUGAUGGACCAUCCUUGAUACAAUUACUUGAUCAAUGUCCUCUUGAAAGUCGUUUAUUAAGUGGGGCACUUCGACUUAGUUUAAUGGAUGUUGACGGUUCACGUUUAUUCUGUAAGGUAGAAAGUGGAAAACUACAAAAAGGGGCGAAACUUGUUUUUAUACCUUCAGACGUUAAAGUUUUAGUUAAAAGUAUUGAUAAACCUACCAUGGGAGGUCUUGUGGAUGUUGCCUUUGCAGGUGAUACGGUAGAGAUAGAUACUUCUUCUUCCACUAUUGGAUUAUAUCCCGGAUGUGUGGGUUGCUCCAGUAAUGCUUUAAUUCAAUCCUCUACAGAUUUUUUGGCUCGUAUACAAACUUUUAUCACCUUACAAAAGUCUAUUCUACCUGGAGCCACCUUUACAAUGGUGGUACAUGCGUUAACUGUACAGGUAAAAGUAAUAAAGUUGGUAUCCAAGAUGAAUCGAGAUGGAACAUGGUCUAAUGGAAUGGUGAAGUGCGUCCCAAAGGCAACACAGGCUGUUGUGUUGUUUAGUGCGCCUAAUAAAAUUGCAUUGGAGCCGGCGGAUGUUUGUCGGGCACUUGGGCGUUUUGUGCUCCAACAGGAAGGGGAAACUGUUGCGGGUGGACUAGUAGAGAAAGUUGUCGUGUGA
Molecule: messenger RNA, 2010 nt
Organism: Trypanosoma theileri
Lineage: Eukaryota; Euglenozoa; Kinetoplastea; Trypanosomatida; Trypanosomatidae
Product: elongation factor 1-alpha (EF-1-alpha)
Exons: 1
Coding region: 1-2010 (669 amino acids)
Biological process (GO): translational elongation; translation
Molecular function (GO): GTP binding; GTPase activity; translation elongation factor activity
Source: RefSeq, a predicted model, not a curated record